GCUAUACUGACAGUUUUGUAGCGCUCGUCUCCGGAGAGAAAUCGAAGUACGUAUAUCUCCAGCCCCCGAGGCUGAUUCCCUCUCUACACGAACGCCGCAAUAUCGCUAUGCCCACUGUCGAAGUCGUCCGCCACGCCUGCAAAUUGGAUAAAAUGGGCCGUCUCAACCGCGUUCUUCCCCUGGUGGAUGCGGGAUGUCGAUAUAGCAUUUGGGAUGAAGAAUUGUUGCGUAUAGGUGGCGGGCGACUGCGCUUCCAGUACAUCAUCCGUUUGUUGAACACAAACGUCGAUGGCAAGCAGAAGGUCAUGUACGCCUUGACCAAGAUCAAGGGUGUCGGCCGCCGAUACUCCAACUUGGUCUGCAAGAAGGCCGAUGUCGACCUUACCAAGCGCGCUGGUGACCUCACCUCUGAGGAGCUCGAGCGCAUCGUUACCAUCAUCCAGAACCCCCUGCAGUACAAGAUCCCCGCCUGGUUCCUGAACAGGCAGCGCGACAUCGUCGACGGCAAGAACAGCCAGAUCCUGGCCAAUGGCGUUGACAGCAAGCUCCGUGACGACUUGGAGCGCCUGAAGAAGAUCCGCGCUCACCGUGGUCUGCGACACUACUGGGGCCUCCGUGUCCGUGGUCAGCACUCCAAGACAACCGGUCGCCGCGGUCGCACUGUCGGUGUCUCCAAGAAGAAGGGAUAAAUGUAUCGCUGGCGCUGGGCAGCUUGGGAGCUUGUGUGGUGCGGAAAAACAGGGCUUCCGGGGUUGGGUGGUGCACUUAUGGUGUUUAUCUGGGGGCAUUGAUUGGCUUUCACGCUUUUACCACAUGCGGCUCUCUGCACGGAACUGGUAGGGCAUGGCAAUGAAGGAUUCCAGGCCAAUGCAAAGGGGGUCGGCCAUAUACAGCCUGUACCAAAAAUCACACAAUAUGAUCCCAAGUCAUUUUCCGAUC
Messenger RNA from Westerdykella ornata, 939 nucleotides. RefSeq lists its product as uncharacterized. Lineage: Eukaryota; Fungi; Ascomycota; Dothideomycetes; Pleosporales; Sporormiaceae. The transcript is spliced from 3 exons. Gene Ontology annotation, biological process: translation. Gene Ontology annotation, cellular component: ribosome; cytosol; small ribosomal subunit. Bases 108 to 689 code for a protein of 193 amino acids. Gene Ontology annotation, molecular function: structural constituent of ribosome; RNA binding. The record is from RefSeq and is a predicted model, not a curated record.